AUGAAACUAACUUCUGCCUGGACUUUGGCUGCUUUGGCUGGUUUGGCGUCUGCUGAAAAGUUUGUUAAAUUAUCCUUUGAUAAGUCAGUUGGAUCUUCAUAUAGUGAAUCGUCCAAGAAUCCAUUACAAAAAAGAGAUUUCGCUUCAGAUCACGGCUAUGCAGAAUUUGACUUAACUAAUCAACAAACAUUUUAUUCUGUGAAUUUAAGAAUUGGUACACCAUCACAAGAAGUUACUGUUUUGGUCGAUACAGGUUCUUCAGAUUUAUGGGUGAUGGGUUCUAAUAAUUAUUUUUGUAGUUCAAAUAUGAAUAAUUUCAGAGAACUAGUUAAAAAGGAGAAAAGAGACGAGGUUACCACUGUUAGAAUUACAUUAUCUCCAGAAAACGUUAAUGGUGGUGGUGACGAUAACCCAUUUCAAUGGCUUUCUGAAAUUUUACCACAAAUUGGUGGAUUUGGUACUGCUACUCAAACUGUCGGCGUGGGUGGUGGUGCUUUUGCUACUGGUACCUCUUCUGGUGCUAUUGAUUGUUCCCAAUAUGGUACAUUUAAUGAGUCAGAAUCUUCUACGUUUAAAUCUAAUCAUACAGGAUUUGAAAUCUCAUAUGGUGAUAACAGUUAUGCGUCAGGUGUUUGGGGUACUGAUACUUUACAUAUUGGAUCGGUAAAUGUUAGUCAUGUCUCCAUUGCUGUAGCUAACUACACAAAUUCAACCAUCGGUGUGUUGGGUAUUGGUCUUCAAGGCUUAGAGACAACUUAUUCUGGUGGUGGUUUCUCUAAUUCUUAUGAAUACGCUAAUUUCCCAAUCGUCUUAAAAGAUAAUGGUAUUAUUGAACGUGUUGCAUAUUCAUUAUAUUUGGAUGAACCAGAUGCAUCAACUGGAAGUAUUUUGUUUGGUGGUAUAGACCAUUCUAAGUAUAAAAAUGGCCUUUACACUGUACCUUUAGUUAAUAUUUAUUCACAACAGGGUAUUAGGAAACCUAUUGAAUUUGAUGUUACUUUUUACGGUAUUGGAAUUCAAACAGAGUCAAAAAAUAUCACCAUUGCUCAAACUUCCAUUCCAGCGUUAUUAGACUCUGGUACUACAAUUUCAUACUUCCCACCAUCUUUACUAAAAUUGAUUACUGCACAAUUAGAUGCCACAUACAGUUCAUCCUUAGGUUAUUAUACCAUGGACUGUGUUUCUGAAGAUGACCCCACUCUAUUAGUUUUUGAUUUUGGUGGAUUUCACAUUACCUCACCUUUAGCAGACUUCCAAUCUCAAGUUAGUAGGUCUAAAUGUUUGUUGAUGAUGGCCGCUCAAGCUGAUAGAAUAAUAUUGGGUGAUGUUUUUUUACAACAUGCUUAUGUUGUUUAUGAUUUGGAAAAUUUGGAGAUUUCAAUGGGUCAAGCCAAUUUCAAAAAUUCUUCAAGUACUGACAGCAUAGAGAGUAUUGGUACUACAGUCCCAAGUGCUGUAAAAGCGCCUUUGUAUUCUUCCACUUGGGUCAGUACUAAUAUGAUUAGCGCUGGUGGUAAUAUUUUCACCAAUGUAGUGAAUGUUGGUACAAAUAAUGGUAAUUCUACAAUUUCUUCUGUUGCUAAGGGUUCUACUAGUAAAGGUAAGACUUUUACUGCUACUACUACUCGUUCUCAAUCUACCUCUACAACCUCAUCAGAUGAAAAAAAAAAGAAUAUUGCGCCUGUACCAUACUCCAUUAACUCUAUUGCUAUCUAUUCAUUCGUUCUUUUCAUAGCAUAUUUGAUCUGA
This is a messenger RNA of Arxiozyma heterogenica, 1749 nucleotides long. Its product is annotated as pepsin-like aspartic protease. Gene Ontology annotation, molecular function: aspartic-type endopeptidase activity. The record is from RefSeq and is a predicted model, not a curated record. Bases 1 to 1749 code for a protein of 582 amino acids. NCBI's taxonomy places the organism in Eukaryota, Fungi, Ascomycota, Saccharomycetes, Saccharomycetales, Saccharomycetaceae. The transcript has a single exon. Gene Ontology annotation, biological process: proteolysis.